Carya illinoinensis is the source of this 1298-nucleotide messenger RNA. Its product is annotated as protein LIKE COV 2-like. Gene Ontology annotation, cellular component: Golgi apparatus. The transcript has 8 exons. NCBI's taxonomy places the organism in Eukaryota, Viridiplantae, Streptophyta, Magnoliopsida, Fagales, Juglandaceae. The record is from RefSeq and is a predicted model, not a curated record. The coding region runs from base 124 to 804 and encodes 226 amino acids.
ACGUCAGUCUUCUGUCUCAGACUCGCGCGUGACGACACAGUGCAGAAACCUCGCGCUCGAAACAAGGUCAGGAACUCCCUCAAAGUCAGAAAAAGUCGUUCUGUAAGUGAAAAAGUGGAAGAAAUGGCCGAAGAAAAGGAAUCGACGUCCAUUCCUCUGAGUCUAGCUGAAAAUGGUGGCGAGGAUCCAACCAAGUCUACCCCUAGCUCCCCCAACAACUCCUCCACUCGCAAGGCUUGCUGUUUUGUUCUUCAGAUUUGGGUCUCGAAGAAGUUUAUGACUGGAUGUGUAGUUCUUUUCCCCGUUGCAGUUACAUUUUUUGUUACUUGGUGGUUUAUUCAAUUUGUUGAUGGUUUCUUCAGUCCAGUAUAUGCCCAGCUUGGCAUUGACAUAUUCGGGCUUGGGUUUAUCACAUCUUUACUUUUUGUAUUCUUUGUUGGUGUUUUUGUUUCAUCCUGGAUUGGUAGCACUCUUUUCUCACUUGGAGAAUGGUUCAUAAAGCGAAUGCCUUUCAUCCGACAUUUAUACUCGGCCUCCAAACAAAUUAGUGCUGCAAUUUCUCCAGACCAAAACACCACAGCUUUUAAAGAGGUAGCAAUUAUUCGUCACCCCCGUGUUGGUGAAUAUGCCUUUGGUUUCAUCACAUCAAGUGUCACCCUUCAGGGAGAUAAUGAAGACGAAGAGUUAUGUAGUGUUUUUGUCCCAACAAACCAUCUCUACAUUGGUGAUAUAUUGCUAGUCAACUCCAAAGAGAUCAUUAGACCAAAUCUUUCUAUCCGAGAAGGCAUAGAUGUAUUGAAAUGAGUGGAAGCAGCUCAAUGGAGUGCCUUCCUUCACUCUAAAUAAUAGAUAAUUGUUUCUGGGGGUAUGACAAUGCCGCAAACAAUUUCAGCUUUGGAAAUGGUUACUCGGCAGAAUGAUAGAAUCCCUUUGAACAGAAUAGCCUAGUGAGAUCAAAGAAGGGCAUGCCUGGAAACAUUGUAACUAGUCAAAUCCCAGAACUAUAUGCGAGCGUAAAAGUCUUGUUUGAUGAUAGGAAUGCUGAGAUUACGUGGGUUCAUUCAUAAUUUCACAUCAGUAGGGUUCAGGAUAAAUCUUUACCAUGUAUGCUUUAUGUUUUUAGUAGCAGAAUUUAUAUAUGGUGGUAAAAAUUAAUUUUUGGUGUCUGGAGGGAAUGGUGUCGGGGCAGCUGCUGCUCAUCUUCUUUGGUAUAUUUGUAUAACAUGAUUGUAUUGGCUUUUCUGUCAUCUUUGUGCUCGAAAAAGAGAGAAUAAUAAUAUUGGAAACUUGACAAUAAA